Molecule: messenger RNA, 501 nt
Organism: Caenorhabditis bovis
Lineage: Eukaryota; Metazoa; Nematoda; Chromadorea; Rhabditida; Rhabditidae
Source: the annotation of a GenBank genome assembly
AUGUCAGGUUCAGUCUACGAAUUCACCGUCAAAGACGCCGAAGGAAAGGAUGUCACUUUGGAGAAAUACAAGGGAAAGGUUCUUAUCAUCGUCAACGUUGCUUCAAAAUGUGGAUUAACAAAUUCGAACUACACACAAUUUAAGGAGCUUCUUGAUCAGUACAAGGACAGAGGACUUGAGAUUGCAGCGUUUCCGUGCAACCAAUUUGGCGGACAAGAGCCUUCCUGCGAAAUUGAUAUAAAAUCUUUUGUCGCUGACAAAUUCAAAUUUGAGCCCGACCUUUACCAGAAGAUCGAUGUGAACGGCGACAAUGCCAGUCCUCUGUUCAAAUUCUUGAAGAAGGAGCAGGGUGGCACGCUGAUUGACGCCAUCAAGUGGAAUUUUACAAAAUUCUUGGUGGAUCGCGACGGAAAUGUUAUUAAGCGAUUUGGACCAACAACCGAACCAAAAGAUAUGAAAAAGCAUAUAGAAGCGGCUUUGGAGAAGCCAGCCAAGUUGUAA